Messenger RNA from Pristis pectinata (smalltooth sawfish), 1682 nucleotides. RefSeq lists its product as uncharacterized. Bases 23 to 913 code for a protein of 296 amino acids. Gene Ontology annotation, cellular component: extracellular region. The transcript has 7 exons. The record is from RefSeq and is a predicted model, not a curated record. Gene Ontology annotation, molecular function: chemokine activity. Lineage: Eukaryota; Metazoa; Chordata; Chondrichthyes; Rhinopristiformes; Pristidae. Gene Ontology annotation, biological process: immune response.
CACAGGACACAGCUCAAGGGGCAUGGCCUCUCUCAGGGAAAUCUGCUGGCUGAGCUCUUGGUUUGCCCUGGGGUCACUGCUGAUGUGGUCGGCCCUGGCUUUUAAAUCAGAGUUGCUGGAUGAAGGUUGCUGCAAAGAAUUUUUUCCGAAAAAAUGGAAAGAAAGUGCCUUUGGAGAAUUUUCACCAAGUUAUAAGAUGAUAAGACACUGCGCCAAGACACAGUCUGCCCUUCUUGUGAACCACAAGAGGCGGGGGAAGGUGUGCCUGAACUUCAGUCUGCCCUGGGUGAAGAAACUUAAGGAUUAUAUCGAUAAUGCCCAGAACAGAGCCAGCCUCCCGAGAGCAGUGAAACAGUUCGACAGCAGAGAUACAACGCCUGGGAGACAGGCAACCACGGGGGCAAAUCCGAGAUCCGAUGGCCUCUCCUCAAUCCUGCCCACCACAGCUGUUUGGAAUUCCACUCUCUCUGUCAAGACAACACAAAGCAGCAUGGAAACUCCAACAUGGACUCCACCAGAUCAUCGACCAGUGACUGCAACCUCUGACCAAACACCAGGCGCUAACCCCUCAACACCAGAGGAAGAGAAGUCCGUGGUGAUCUCGACGGUAUUCCCCGGACCCACUCCCCCUCUGGGAAUGAGGGGACGGAGCUCGGAAUCCUCAUCUCUUUCCCUCACCUCCGGGCACAGAGGUUCCAAGGAGAAUUUUUCAGAGGGCGGGAUGUUCACCACUGAUUCCAGUUCGGAGGGGAGCCAUGAGUCACGGGUGCAACUAUCCAACAGCAAGGCGGCAUUGCUGAUCUUCAUUCCCGUCAGCUUCCUCCUCCUCCUCCUGUCCAUCACUGCCUACAAAUGGUGCAAGAAGUCCAAGUUAACAGGCACCGAGCACCAUUCCAACGCCUCCAUCCGGUGACAUCGAAUGGAUACCCAUGUGUCGGUCAACGUGAGCCGCAGUGCAGCUGUUUGCAGUUUCAGUCAUCGUUCCCUUCCGCCGGUCCCCAUCGGUGUAACCCGUGUCAGCCCCAUAACCUCCUGGCAUCGUCUGAUCCUGGACUGCCGGUCACUUCCACGGUGCGGCCGUCCCUUGGCACUGCCUCUCGCGCACGGCUCUCUCCUGGCACUAACCCAGCAAGUGUGGCGCUCCCCCCCCCACUCGCCGCCCGUCCCGCAGUGCGGAACUCCCUCACCGCCCCUCCCACAAGUCCACUGCUCCCGUGCUGCCCCACCAAACUGCUGCCGUGGGAUUGUGCCCAGUUUCCCAGCGUGGGGACUCGAACCCUCGACCUCCAUCCUCCAGGACGAGACGCCUCCGUUCUGGGCCCCGCGAAGUUUCUGAUCACUUGGAAAAGAAACAAGAGAGUCCUGCAAACACUCAGCAGGUCGAGCAGCUACUGUGGAGAGAGAAACAAUCCGAGUUUCAGAUAAGGAACCCUUCCUUCAUCUGCCCUGAGGGAGAAGGGUCAGGAUGGGUUUGGAAAUGCUGGUGGAACAGAGAGAAUUUCUCGGAUAAAAUUACGCCACGUAGUAGCUGGAGUGUGAAGUAAUGGGGGUACAGUUUGCUACUGUUAUAGCAUGAUCUGACUGCACACAGAGGGAGAGAGUUAAGGGGACGGUGGGGGGGGGGGCAGCAAAUUAUAUAAACAGACAGGAAGCCAGAGCAAGUUACUUACAGCUGGAGAAUU